AUGGAAGAGUCUGACGAGAAAGGGUGCAUUUUCCAAGGUGAGAAACUAAGCUCGGAGAACUGGGAUGAGAUCACUUACACUCAGCCCGGUUGCUCCCUCUGUAUGACCAGCAAAGGAGAACCCCCACAAGUAAGGGAUUGGAACUUCUGGACAGUUCUCACGAAUCCAGGCAUAGCUGGCCGCUUCACAGCGGACCUUUUCCUCAGCAUUACCAGAGCCGCCUACUUUGAAUGGAAGUGGAAAGCGAAUCAUCACUCGUCCGCCUGGUCGGUGUCUCCAAUUAUCGAUAUAUACCGGCAGGCAGACGUUGAAGCUGCCGUGAACCCAUUCUUCGGAACACGAAAGCCGACACUUCUCAGCCCUGCUCAGUCGAAGGUAGCAUGUCACAAUAUCUUCUAUUUCCUUUGUAUGCUGCAAGAGAUAUCUGAGAAAGUCUUCCCUCUUCUGCCAAUAGGUAAGUCGGUGUAG
Messenger RNA from Pochonia chlamydosporia 170, 468 nucleotides. RefSeq lists its product as hypothetical. Lineage: Eukaryota; Fungi; Ascomycota; Sordariomycetes; Hypocreales; Clavicipitaceae. The record is from RefSeq and is a predicted model, not a curated record. The transcript is spliced from 2 exons. The coding region runs from base 1 to 468 and encodes 155 amino acids.